Messenger RNA from Rosa rugosa (rugosa rose), 4898 nucleotides. RefSeq lists its product as uncharacterized. NCBI's taxonomy places the organism in Eukaryota, Viridiplantae, Streptophyta, Magnoliopsida, Rosales, Rosaceae. Gene Ontology annotation, cellular component: nucleus. Gene Ontology annotation, molecular function: mRNA binding. The transcript has 11 exons. The coding region runs from base 156 to 3194 and encodes 1012 amino acids. The record is from RefSeq and is a predicted model, not a curated record.
CUCCCACCUAUAUUACCAAACGGGCACUAUCCAUUUGCGUCAAAACUCCACCGUGGUCCGCCACUCACAGUCAAUCAGAUUUCCGGUCACCUACUUGAAGCUUCAAUUUAUCAAACCCUAACCUCAUUCGGUAGUUUAGGAAUUUUCACACCAGCAUGAAAACUCGCAAUGCCGGCGUUCCUAAACCGUCGACGACCGCAAAGAAAACGCCGCCGGCGAGAAAAUCCGCCUCCAAAGCACAGCCGUCUCUGUCAGUAGAGACUCCUAAAACCGUCGAGACAAAGCGGACUUCUGCCAGAGCAGCCAAGCAGGUCAAGAACACUGAAACCGCUGCCGUUACUGCUUCAAAGCGCCGUCAAUCCGCAGCCGAGGACUCGGCUGGUGGUGCUAAGGGGACACUAGGCACUAAAGUUGGCGUGGGAACUUCACCAAUAGGGAGAAGGACUUCCGGGAGAGCAAAGACACCGGCAUCGGUGUAUGUUUCAGCACAGGCACAGUCUGCCAAGGCGAAAGGAAAUGCAUCGAAUAAGAAGAAAAAGGUAGAUAUCAAGGAUGUGGAGUUCACAGAGGAGGAGGUCAUGACUGAGUUUGAUGGAAAACCUGCAGGGUUGGAAGAAACAGCUGUGGGGGCAGAAGUACCAGCCGUUGAGAAUGUUGGAGUUUCUGCAACAGAUGAAAAAGGUGCUGUCAGAGUAGAACUGGAUCCUACUGAAGAUGAAGAGGAUCCUAUUGAGAUGGAAGAAUCUGUAGUUAAGGAGGUUGCAAAGUCUUCAGAGAAUGUGCCGUGCUGUGAUGAAGGGGAUCCUGUUGAAGUAGAAGAAUCUGUGAUUGAGGAGGUUGCAAAGUCUUCAGAGUGUGUGCCGCUGUGUGAUGAGGAGGAUCCUGUUGAGAAAGAAGAAUCUGUAGUUGGGGAGGUUGCAAGGUCUUCAGAGAAUGAACCACCCUGUGACGAAGAAAGUCCUGUUGCGAUAGAAGAAUCUGUAACCGAGGAGGUUGCAAAGUCUUCAGAGAAUGAACUGCCCUGUGACGAAGAUCCUGUUGCGAUAGAAGAAUCUGUAAUAGAGGAGAUUGCAAGGUCUUCAGGAAAUGAGCCGGCCUGUGAUAUAAGACAAUCUGUAGUUGAGGAGGUCGCAAGGAAUUCAGAGAAUGAGCCGCCCUGCGCUGAAGAGGAUCCUACUGAGAUAGAAGAGUCUGUAAUUGAGGUGGUUACAAAGUCUUCAGAAAAUAGAUUACCCUGCGAUGUAAGAGAAAGAAUGGAAGUGAAAGCAGAACAGAAGGAAGAGUCUAAGGAUAAUGAUAGUAAUGAGGAGACCUCUUUUGAGCCUGCUAACAAGGUACAAAAUGACAAAGCGAGGUUACAAGGAGAAGAUACUGAUCUUCCAAAAGAGAUGUAUGAUGUUGAUGAGGAAAUGGAGUAUGGUGAGAAAAUCGAUCUUGGAGAACAUGGAGAGGAAGAACUUCCGGGAGAUGAUGCAGAGGAUCAUGAAGAAGAAACUGAGACAUUGGAGGAUGAACACAAGCAGUUGACAGCCAUCGCAAAGGAGCGCAAGAUAAAGAAAGAGCGGGAGGUAUUUCUUGAUGGUCUUGAUCCGGAUGUUGAGGAGGAAGACGUGAGAAGGGUCUUUGAGAGGAUUGGAGGGAUAGUUGAGGUUAGGUUACAGAAGAAUCCUUCAACUAAUAAGAAUAAGGGUUAUGCAUAUGUGGAGUUCAAAGAUAAGGAGCAUGUGAGGCGUGCUUUGUCUGAAAUGAAAAACCCUGCUAUUCGAGGGAAACGAUGUGGGACAGCACCCAGUGAGGACAAUACCACGUUGUUCAUAGGUAACAUCUGCAAUACGUGGACAAAGGAAGCUAUUAAACAAAAACUAAAGGAUUAUGAGGUUGAAGGUGUUGAGAACAUAAACCUUGUCCCGGAUAUUCAACGUGAAGGGUUGAGCCGAGGUUUUGCAUUUGUUGAGUUCUCUUGUCAUGGUGAUGCUAUGCUUUCAUACAAGAGGCUUCAGCAGCCUGAUGUUAUAUUUGGCCACCCUGAAAGGACUGCCAAAGUGGCCUUUGCUGAACCUAUAUGUGAGCCUGACCCUGAGGUCAUGGCCCAAGUGAAGUCAAUAUUUGUGGACGGGCUUCCACCUCAUUGGGAUGAGAAACAGGUUAGAGAGCAAUUUAAAUGCUAUGGAGAAAUAUUACGUGUUGUUCUGGCCCGAAAUAUGUCUACAGCCAAGCGGAAAGAUUUUGGAUUUGUUGAUUUCUCUAGCCAUGAGUCUGCUGUGGCAUGUGUUAAUGUUAUAAACAAUACACCACUGAGUGAUGGGCAUUUAAAGAUAAAAGUGAAAGCAAGACUUUCAAAUCCUUUGCCUAAAACUCAGGCUGUAAAGGGUGGAAUACGUGGUGGAUUUCGAAUUGGCCGUGGUGGCAGCGGUGUUUCAAGAUUUGGUAGGGAUUUUGGUCGCAGUGGACACACUUUCAAUCGUGCAAAUUUCCAACAUGACAGACAUUUUUAUGAUGGUGGACGUGGCCAAACUGCGAGGAUGGGUUUCAAUCAGCAUAACUAUGAUUAUCCAUAUGCUGAGUUUCGUGGACGAGGGGGCAGAAGGGGCUUUUUUAGAGGUGGUCAAUUUUCAUCUGGUGGAGGUUCUGGAGUUGCUUCCCCAUCACCAAGACCUUAUGUUGAUAGAUCUUCGCAUGGUGCCCCUGAUAGAGGGCGAGGUAUGCCUGCUCCUUUUAGGAGGCAUCCUUAUUCUCCAGAAGGACACUUUGAUGGGCCACAUAUGAGGGGUCACUUUGAUGGGCCACACAUGGGGGGUCACUUUGAUGGGCCACACAUGGGUGGUCACUUUGAUGGGCCACACAGUGGUGGUCACUUUGAUGGGCCACACAUUGGUGGUCACUUUGAUGGGUCACACAUAGGUGGUCACUUUGAUGAACCUUCUUUUUAUGAUGAACGUGAUAGAACACAAGGCAUGAAGCGCCCAUUUCAUAUGAGAGACUAUGAUCCUGAUUACUUGGAGCCUAGCAGACAUCGGCCACGAUUGAAUUAUAAUGAUCCAACAGCUUCAUUUCACGGAAACCAUUAUAGUGAUACUAAUGGAGCUGGUAGCAGUCUCUACCCUCAUGAAUAUUAUGGUCCUGAAUCUCAUUAUGGUCCACAAUCAUCUUAUUAUGGGCGCAAUCAAUCAUAUGGUGGGGGUCGCUACUAUUAGACCCUAGAACUAUUCGGUGGACAUGAAUCUUUAGGAUGCAGUGUUCAAGGACGGACAAGUGGCUUGCUGUGCCUGUUAGAAAUUAGUUGCAUAUUUAUUUUUUCUCUCUUGCCUUUAUCCUGCUUUUCCUCAUAUUAUCCAUCUUCUUUACCUAAUAGUUGUUUUUUGAGAAAAUUUGGGUAGGGAUUUCCCAAGUUUUGAUGUUUGUAGUUUAGGACCUUAGGUAGUGUCUAAGGGCCUUUAUUUAGAAACUAGUAAUUAUUUGUAUGAUGGAGGUUGAGAGAGAUUUACCCCUUUAGCCUAGGCCUGGACAGCUUGACGAACUUUGUUAUGACUGUUCUUCUGAAGUUAAGAUGCUUGUAUGAUCAUGGUUAAUUUUGUGGUUUAAAGGAAUGAAGUUUGGUUAUUGGAAGUAAAAGCUUUGUGAUUUAGGAUGUUAACUUUUCAUGGAGAUACAAGAGUUAAGAUUAAGCAUGCAGAUUGAAACAUGGAGAUUAACCUGAAGGUUUGAUUGGAGACACAAAAUUUUAGUGCAUCAUGGAGUUAUGUUACCUGGACACAAAGGAGAUAAUGGAUCAUGACAUUCUCUGAGACUUUUUUGUUUCUUUCUAAUAUUAAUUAGAGUAGGUUAUCAUCUGACAUGACUUUUCUAGGUUAAAGGUUUUCCAUGGUUGCAUGGAAAUGUUAUGCCAGAGGUCUACUAGAAUUUAUGACCAUUUUUUCUGGCGGAAGGGAGCAGCCACCAGUUGGAAUAGAAUCGUUUAAAAGAAUUUUGGUCAAGGCUUAUUUUCGAUGAGCAUAACUGAUGGAUCAGGUCAUGUGGUUUCCUAUUACUUUCAAUUUCAUAUGUAGUUUAUCAUUGUGGGAGAUUCCGGAGGUAUUUUCUUGUGGCACCAGUUUAUGUGGUUGAGAUCUGAUUUAAUUGUUUUCAGGUGAAAACUAUGGGUGAGUGGUUUUUAAGGUCAAGUAGAAGUACUUGUGAUUCUCCUUGAGCUAUUGAUGGAAAACUGGGAAUAGUAAGGUACAAAACAUGUGUGUUGGGGUUUCACUACUCACAGAUCUCUAGUUCUAAGCAUCUCUUUUGGACAAUGUUUUCCUUGUAUGUUUUAUUUUGAAAAUUAGGAUAGAUAGAUCCUAAACAUGCUGGAUGGUGUUCAUAAUUGAAGACCAAUGUCUUUGAUUUGGGUUCGUAACUUCGUAAUCAUUUUUUAGAUCGAUUUCAGUAGGGCGUUUUGACUUUCUGAUGAUAUGAUAGGUUUGGCAAGUGCUGGCCGUUUACUUUUGUGAAAUUUUAGGGACAGAAGCCUGAUGUUCUAGUCAAGCUACAUGUCUGUGUUAUAUUCUUGAUUUCUUCCCGUAGUUUUAAGAAUUUGAAUGCUUUUUAUGAUUUUCUGACCAUUGUGAUUGAUGGCCUUGGGGAUACUUGUGGUUUGCAAAUUAGACUUUUUAUUAUCCAUCCCACCUAAUCUGUUAUUGCUCAAGUGAGUGAAUGGCCAUAGGAUAGUCGCAUGCCUAUUAUUGAUAGUUUGAUCCUUUUGGUAGCAGUCGUUGAGAGUACAUAACUAAGGAAUCUUUUUCUCAGUCAUAUAUGACUUCCAUAUCUUGCCGUGAACUUUGCGUAGCUGCAGCUAAUGUGUAUAGAUGCAUCUUCUGAUUUUGAUCCUUUUAAGGUAGCAGUCGUUGAGAAACAGUAUUUAACUUUUU